UGAGUGCCACCUUGCUGUUGAAAUCUCUGCACCCCUUCCGGCUCUGCCUGCUCCUUUGCCUGCUUGCUUCCCCUCGCUCAGGGGGAAAGGUCAACGGCGUCCUGGAGCCUCCGUGUCACUCUCUAACAGCCAUGAACUGCAGCGAGAGCCAACGCCUGCAAACCGUCUUGAACCACCUUCUGCUGGAGCUGCACCAUCGGGGCAAUGCCAGCGGCUUGGGCAUCGGCCCCGGCCCGAGCAUGGGCAUGGGGGUCGUACCUGACCCUUUCGUGGGCCGUGAGGUGACCAGCGCCAAGGGCAAUGAUGCUUAUUUCUAUAUACUACUCAUCAUGAUCUUCUACGCCUGCAUAGCCGGAGGCCUCAUCCUGGCCUACACCCGCUCCCGCAAGCUGGUUGAGGCCAAGGAUGAGCCACCCCUGGCCUGUGUCGCCCAGCAGGAAUGGGUCCCCUCCGCCGGUGCAUCCGCUGACCCGGAGAACGGUCAGGGCUUGCUGGCUGAGGGCGGCCACCAGUUCGCACCGGGGGCGCUGCCUGCGCUGGCUCAGGGCGCUGAGCGGGUCUAGAUCCACUGCCCACUUCAUUUUGUUUAUCUCUGGGCCUGGCUCCCGCGCUUUUACUGCCCUUCCAGAGCUUGCUUUACCCGAGGCCCAGACGAUGAGGAGAGGUCAGAACCCUUCAAGGCAAGGUCCUGGAAGGAGAAGCCACUGCCUUACUCACACCUGACCAUUUUUUCUCUUCCCUCCCUUCCAUGCCUGCACCCCUACCCCACACAUCCAACUGAAUUAAAUUGCCUCUGCUCUCUUGUCUUCAGCCAGCCCCAACACCAUGCUCCAGCCUUCUCGGAACAGAAUCCAGCACGUCCAACACUUGGCACUGGAUUUGAAGCAACGAAGU
Messenger RNA from Acomys russatus (golden spiny mouse), 894 nucleotides. RefSeq names its product potassium voltage-gated channel subfamily E regulatory subunit 5 (gene Kcne5). NCBI's taxonomy places the organism in Eukaryota, Metazoa, Chordata, Mammalia, Rodentia, Muridae. The record is from RefSeq and is a predicted model, not a curated record. The transcript has a single exon. Gene Ontology annotation, molecular function: delayed rectifier potassium channel activity; voltage-gated potassium channel activity involved in ventricular cardiac muscle cell action potential repolarization; potassium channel regulator activity. Gene Ontology annotation, biological process: negative regulation of delayed rectifier potassium channel activity; regulation of heart rate by cardiac conduction; ventricular cardiac muscle cell action potential. Bases 132 to 563 code for a protein of 143 amino acids. Gene Ontology annotation, cellular component: membrane.